Molecule: messenger RNA, 1380 nt
Organism: Wallemia mellicola CBS 633.66
Lineage: Eukaryota; Fungi; Basidiomycota; Wallemiomycetes; Wallemiales; Wallemiaceae
Exons: 2
Coding region: 11-1264 (417 amino acids)
Cellular component (GO): COP9 signalosome
Source: RefSeq, a predicted model, not a curated record
CGAUAAGAGAAUGGAAAUAAAGAAUCAGAAAAUAAAGAAUUUAAAUUUUAUUAAAACUAUAGAUAGCCCUUUUAGACAAGAGGCUAUUAAUUUAUUAAUUACUAGAACACACAACACUGCUAACUAUUCAGCCUACAAUGACGCUAUCAAUCUAUACAACAAUCUCUCCACCGAGAAGAUCCCAAUAGACGACGAGUAUAUCACCAACACUGAGUCUAGCUUUAAAUCUAAACUGCAAUCACUCGAGUUCGAGUUGAAGGGUUACCUGAAUAACAACCUCAAAGAGUCUAUUCGGAUGUCCUAUUACUCACUUGCCGACUUAUACAAGCAAGCUGGUUUCUUGGAGCAUUCCCUCAAUUGCUAUCUCAAAGCGAGGGAUUACCUUAGCUCUACCGAUCAGUUGAUAGAGAACAACCUCAAUCUGAUCUCGCUAUCGAUUGAGUUACGUAAUUACUCUCUCAUAAAGAAUUCAAUCAUAAAAAUAAACUCUAUUUCACUCAAUAGUAAAUCCAACAAUUUGCUAUUAGCUGCUGCUAUUGCCGACUUGGGUCAAUCAAACUUUUCAAAUGUCGUUGAAAACAUUUGCAAUAUCUCGGAUGCACCAAUUGACGACACUUCUGUCUCUUUACCAGACUCACUCGUUUACCUUUCACUCACAGCAUUGGCAACUCAAUCUAGGAGUCAGAUACGUCAAAGGAUUCUCGAUAAUGAUGCUCUCAGGUCGAAAUUUGAAUUUGAACCACACACUAAACAAUUAUUGUUGCUAUACUGCAAUUCAAAUUACAAAGAACUCUUUGGGUUGUUAGAAGAACAAAAAUGGCGUUAUAUUUUAGAUCCACAUCUGCAUAAUCACGUUAGUGACCUCUUCCAGUUGAUUUAUAAUCGGUCUAUACUUCAAUACUUUGAUAGCUUCAAGAAUCUUAGCCUGGAAAAUUUACAAAAUACGUUCGGAAGAGAUGAUAUCCUCGAUCAGACUAUCCAACUCAUUAAAUCAGGAUCUUUAAAUGUUAAGUUUGACAAAGUAACUGGCAUUUUCCACAAAACAGAGGAGGAUACCCGUCAAGCACUCCUUAGCAAAGCUUUAAACGUUACUAAACAUAAUAACAAAUCAACCAGGCACAUCCUUUAUCGAAUCAAAGUCAUUGAUAAUAACCUCAUCAAGCAAAAGCAGCUUCCAGUAACGCAUACACCACAUAAAGAGAAGCAGAGACGUAACUCUGAUCAACUCGAUAUUGACUUGGAGGAUGACAAAAUGAUUGACUAAAACAUUAUGCAUAUAUACCUCACUUUCCUUAUCCCUCUUGCAUUUUUCAUAUAUCAAACCAAAUUACAAUGUAUAUGUAUAAAUAAAUAUGAUUUACCUCUUCUCCCAAAAUCUAA